Messenger RNA from Crotalus tigris (Tiger rattlesnake), 3415 nucleotides. RefSeq names its product RAB22A, member RAS oncogene family (gene RAB22A). Lineage: Eukaryota; Metazoa; Chordata; Lepidosauria; Squamata; Viperidae. The coding region runs from base 269 to 853 and encodes 194 amino acids. The record is from RefSeq and is a predicted model, not a curated record. The transcript has 7 exons. Gene Ontology annotation, molecular function: GTP binding; GTPase activity.
CGUCGCGGGGCUGUCCAAGAUGGCGUACGGCCUGUGGGUUCUGAGGAGAAGGAAGAGGCGCGUUCACCUGUAGCCCGGAGCCGAGGCAGGGCGCAGUCUGGUUCUUUGGGCCCGCCCUGCGAGGCCUCUCCUUUUCGGCCGCCUUCUCCGGGGACUCCGCUGGGCAGCUGCGGGGCGGCUUUUCCAUGUGAGUCCCGCGAAGGGUGAUGGUGUGGCCGGACGGCGCCCGCAGUUCCUAAAAGCGGCGGCGACCCCUCGUUCUCGAGCGAUGGCUUUGCGGGAGCUGAAAGUUUGCCUCCUUGGGGACACAGGUGUGGGCAAAUCAAGCAUUGUAUGGCGCUUUGUAGAAGACAGCUUCGAUCCAAACAUCAAUCCAACAAUUGGAGCAUCUUUUAUGACCAAGACGGUGCAGUAUCAGAAUGAAUUACAUAAAUUCCUAAUAUGGGAUACAGCAGGACAAGAACGAUUUCGUGCUCUGGCACCAAUGUAUUAUCGAGGGUCUGCAGCAGCUAUUAUAGUCUAUGAUAUUACAAAAGAGGAAACAUUUUCAACAUUAAAAAACUGGGUAAAAGAACUCCGCCAGCAUGGACCGCCCAAUAUUGUUGUAGCAAUUGCUGGAAAUAAGUGUGAUCUUAAUGAUGUAAGAGAAGUUAUCGAAAAAGAUGCUAAAGACUAUGCAGAUUCCAUCCAUGCAAUAUUUGUAGAGACUAGUGCAAAAAAUGCAAUAAACAUAAAUGAACUGUUUAUAGAAAUAAGUCGUAGAAUUCCAUCAACAGAUACCAACCCUCCAUCUAUUGGUAAGGGCUUCAAACUUAGGAGACAGCCUUCUGUGACAAAACGCAGCUGUUGUUGAUGCUGAGACCCACCAAGCUAGCUUUUAUAAAGUAUUUGGCCUUAAACAUUAAGGGUUUAUUUUGAGUAUCUAUUACUGAUACUGGAUCCUGAUCUCCCUGAUAUUCAAAGACCCCCAACAUGGACCAUUUCUGGUAUUCUUACAUACGUUCCGUGGGGAUCAUGCUGUCAGACUGUUUCCAUGUGUGCAGUGUACAGACUACUCUCUUACAGUCAAAGGAAAAUCACCUUUCAUUCUGCUUUAACCUUUGAAGAGGAGGGUCCAAUGUACAGAUUAUAAGCCUUGAUAUUUCAUAGUUUUGUAGAAAAACAUUGCCAUGCUUUUGUAAUUGGGGAAAUGAAACUAGCACUUUUUGUGGAUUUUGGAGGGAGUGGGCUAGAAAGUAGGGAAAGAAAAGUUUGGCUUGGUUUUAGUGCCAUUCUGCACUCCUCCUUGCUGUUACUAUAAGCCUUAACAUUUUCAUUGUUGCUUCUUCGAAGACUAGAAAGAACAGAUGAUUGAUGUGGCUACCAGAAUAAUGAUACUGAUAAGAGUGACCAAAUCAGCCCAUUCAGUACCCAAUCUUAAAUUGCACUUUUUAUUUUCUGAUAUUAUUAUAGAAAUAUAAAUAAGAACUUUGCUUUUAAGCAAAAAAAAAAAAUAGGGAAAGUGUAGCCUUAGACAAUCUUAGCUCAUUAUAUUUAAUUAUUUUAUAGUUAAAUAGACAUAGAUUCUUCUUAAUAGACUUCCAGUUAAGAUCCUAGUAAGAAGCUUAGAUGAAAUAAGUGAAAAUUUGACCACAACUGACAGGUAUCAGUUGCUGUCAGUAGCCUUAGAGCAAGCAUGUUAGGUGGGAUAUAUUUCUAAUUGCUUAGCAUAAACCAUUUUAUACUUAUUUAUGAAACCUGUGUCUGAAGUAAUAUAAAUUAUGAAAGUGCCAUUGCUAAAGUUAGGAUUCUUGUUUAUUUCUCUCUCUCAUUCAUGAGAUGGAUUAUGAGAGAAAGUCCUACAAACAAUUGCCGGGAAUUCCAGCCUGAGCAUGGGGCCUUAAAUCAGUUGGCAUCCUCUAGAAUAUUACUGGGAAAGAUUUCCCUCACUAUCCAGUAGAGGUUGCUGCUAGUGUACUUUGAGGCUUUCUUUGGGAACAAAUAAUCCAGAAAUGGCAUUCAGAACUAACUGUCUGGGACAGUGUAGAUGUUGCUUCCAUGUAGUUGAACUCAUCUCGUUAUACCCUCUUUUAAACAGAUUAUUUCUUAGCUUUGGUUGUGCUUUCCAUUUAUUUUAAACUAUACAUUAAUCUUGCCCCAUCACAUUAUUUCUCAUCAUUUAUUUUUGUUGUAAAUAGAGAGCAAGCAUACCUCAUGUUUUUUCUCUUUAAAAUAUAGGCAGGUAAACUCAUUGUGUGUAAAAUAAUUUAUAAGGCUUUGAUAUUUCCUAUUCACUGGAACAUAUCUGGUGGCUUGCUCUUAAUUUGCCACUUAAAAGGGAUUUGCAAAGGUUACGUUGGAAAUAGAGUUUAUACUUUUAUAUUCUAUACCAUAUAAUUCAGCAUUCUUGGGAAAUAUUAUUGUUAACCAAUGCAAUUGGAAGCAUUGAGUCAAGAUAAAUUUCAGCCCAUAUGAAUUUGUCUAAGAGUUCAAAAUUCUAAUUUUGCAGUAUGUUGUAUGUUUUAUUAGAAGUUUCUCUGAAAAGAAAAAGACAAUUAUGGAGUAUUUGGCAUUCCCGCUAAUCAAAUCUGUACAUUAAUAAUGAAAUGUAUUGUGCAUUCCAUAUCUUUCCAUGUUUAUGUCAUUGGUUUGCUCUGAGGUUUACUUUCAAGAAUCAGCUGAGGACAUUAUGCCAUCUAGUCCAAAGAGCCAUAUACUGGCAAUAAUUAUUUAGAAUUUAUUGUAGCUUGGAGAGAUUGGCAUUAUAAGUCCAAUAGCUUUGACUGUUCACUGUUUUAUCAAGGAUACAAUGUUUGUCCAGCAGCAUAUGUGGAACUGAAUGUGUGAAAGAAAGAUGUCAGGGACGUAUUUACUGGGAUGUUUUCAAGGCAGUUUGCUCAGUACAUUAAACUGAAGUCUGAAUAAGGAUCUUUUCCAAGACUUUAAUUAGGCUUCAGCAAGAACCUAGCUGUCAGUUCCUUCUAUGCUAGCAUUGGACCAUGCCUGAGAAAUUCCCUCAAAACUCUUGUGCUGUUUCAGAGACCUAACAUGGGGUGAGGAAAGCAAAAAUUCCUGGUAAACACAUUUAGGACCUUGAGUGCUUAAAAGGACUUUUAAGAUUCAACCUCAUGUUAGUUAAAAACCCUUCUAAUGAAUUGGAGAUAAUUAGGCUGCUUCUGUACCAACAUAUAAAUAGAAACAUAGACUGCACUGUUGAUGUUACCUAGUUUGGGUAAACAGUGUCUGCAAGAAAACAACCAAGUUCAGAGAGCACCAAGGACCCCUCAUUUCAAGCCUGAGCUACAAAUAUUCUCCUCUAUUAGAUAAAUCAUUGUCCUCCAGUGCAGCCUUGUUUAGAUAUAAUAUUGGAAUGCCAGUGCUUAUAUGCUUGUCCAAACUGUUAUUAAAACUUCUUCACAUGGCCGUUUUAUAAUCA